AUGACCGCUACCACAUACCCAGAGUUCAACGACAAGACUGAAGGUCUUGAGGUCGCUCGUGCUUUUGCAGAUUCCGUCCGUGGCAAGACCGCCAUAGUGACAGGCGUCAACGCCAAAGGAAUUGGCUUUACCACCGCUGAGGCCCUGGCUUCUCAAUCUCCUGCCCACUUGAUCAUUGCCAGCCGGACGCCAUCCAAAAACAAAGAAACCAUUGAGACUCUCAGGGCCAAGUUCCCCGAUGUGGACUACCGUUCGCUCGAGAUCGAUCUCUCCAGCCAGAAGGCUGUCCGCGGUGCAGCCGCAGAAGUAUUGUCAUGGGCCGACGUGCCGACUAUUGACAUCGUCAUCAACAGCGCGGGAAUCAUGAAUAUCCCCGAGCGCACCAUCAACGAAGACGGCAUCGAGAUCACGUUCGCCACCAAUCACAUCGGCCACUUCCUGUUCACCAACCUGAUCAUGCCGAAGCUCAUCAAAGCCGCAGAAGCGAACCCGACCAAGGGCGCGACGCGCGUCAUCAACGUCUCUUCGCUCUCGCCCACGGUGGCAACCAUGCGCUGGUCCGACCUGAACUUUGAAAAGAAGAACAAAGAUCUGCCAGAACAAGAGCAGCCCGCCUAUGACUUUCACCGCUCUUGGGGUUCAGAGGAUCCGGAAAACCUUUCUUACAUCCCGGUGGAAGCGUACAGCCAGAGCAAGGUCGCCAACGUCCUAUUUGGCAUAGGUUUGACCGAGCGGAUGUUUGAAAAGUAUGGCAUUCUGGGACUAUCACUGCACCCAGGCAUAAUCCCAACAGAAUUAUCGAGGAGUGCUUCACCACACGUGAUAGCUGCCGUGGGUAAGUUGUUGGAAAAGGGAAUGUAUCAAUUCAAGACUCAGGGUGCUGGUGCAGCGACAAGUAUUGUCGCGGCACUUGAUCCGAAGCUGGGAGCGCCAGAACGCCGGCCUGGCAAGAAGGAAAAUUAUGGCGCCUUUUUGUUGGAUUGCCAGAUUAGCGAUUUGCCGGUUCCCUUAGCGGUCUCGAGCACUGAGGCCGAGAGGUUGUGGAAGUUGUCCGAAGAUUUGGUUGGACAGAAGUUUAAAUGGUAA
This is a messenger RNA of Truncatella angustata, 1086 nucleotides long. Its product is annotated as putative short-chain dehydrogenase. The record is from RefSeq and is a predicted model, not a curated record. Lineage: Eukaryota; Fungi; Ascomycota; Sordariomycetes; Amphisphaeriales; Sporocadaceae. The transcript is spliced from 2 exons. Bases 1 to 1086 code for a protein of 361 amino acids.